AUGAGUAAACUACCAGAAAUUAACCCUUGCGAAGAAUCAAAAUUUCAAAGAGAGUCUACGAUAGUUUUGAAUGUUGGAGGUAUAAAGUUUGAAACGUAUCCUUCAACAUUAACUGCAUAUCCAGAUACUUUUCUCGGGAGUAUGUUUCUCGAUCGAAAUAAAACUCUACUUCACCCUCAGAAUGGCAAUGAAUACUUUUUUGAUCGGAAUGGUUAUGCCUUCCGAUACAUUUUAGAAUUCUAUCGAACCGGAAAACUGCUGUUAACCGAGAAAUAUUUUGAUAAACUCUCAUUUGUAACUCGGGAAGAACUUGAGGAGGAAAUUAAUUAUUUUCAAAUCCCAACCCCUUCCGAAACUAAUUUAACAUCUAAAUCUAUUCAUAUCGAUAAAAUUGUUGGUGAAAGAGUGAAUGAAUUCGUGAAAACCUUUGAGGAGGUUAUUUACGAAAUGAUUAAAAAUUAUCGCACAUGUUUUAAGAUAAAUUUUUAUAAUUCUUUAAAACAUCCCACGAAAUGGCUUGAAAAUCACGCCGAGAAACGAGAUUUCGUUAAUUCUGGUUAUGAUAUCAUGAAAAAUUUCAAUAAUGAAAUUUACAGUUAUUUUAAAGAAAAAUUUAAUGAUUUUUCAUGGGAGAUUAAGGAAUUUACUGAAUAUUUAAUAGUUGAAAUUAAAAAUAAAGAAGAAAUAUUAACAAUGUCGAAUUCAAAUCAAAUGGAAAUUGAUGGUAAAAUCACUCAUAGUUAUGAAAAAACAAUCAUAUUAAAUAUCGGAGGUAUCAAGUAUGAAACAUUUGCAUCGACUUUAACAGAACAUCCAAAUACACUACUUGGAAGAUUAUUUGAAGAGAGAUCAUCAUUACAUACAACCAAGGAAUAUUUCUUUGAUCGAAAUGGGUACGCCUUUAGAUAUAUUUUAGAAUGGUAUCGUACUGGUAAAAUCUUAUUAUCAAUAGGGACUGAUGAUUCAAAAAAAGCAUAUAUCACAAGGGAAGAAUUAAUGGAAGAACUUGAAUAUUUUCAAAUUCCAAUGGAAACUUUGAAGGAUCAUUAUAAUAAUAACUUUAUUAAUAACACUACUUUAAUUCAUAAGUUAGCGGCAGUGAAAGUUGAUGAAUUUAUUUCGGCCUUGGAAAAGUUAAUACAUGAAGCCAUGAGUCAAUUUUUAAGUAAAAUAGAAUUAAGAUUUUAUAAAACGAAUAGAUAUAUGAAAGAAUUUUGGGCUAAAAGUGAAUCCAUUGGAGUUUCAUGUUUAUCUAAAAUUAUGAAACCUUUCAGUGAUGUUGGAUUUUCUAUUUUAAAAAAAUUUGGCAAAGAAAUUGGUGAUUAUCUUGAGAAUAACGUCGUUGGGAUUGCCUGGGAAUACAAAAUCUGUGAUUCGGGUGAAAAAGAAUUUUGUAUUAUUAAUAUAAAUAUAAAAGAUGAAUAUUCUAAACCUGCUAUUCUUUCUUAUACGAGAUUAGCGAAAAAAUAA
Funneliformis mosseae is the source of this 1470-nucleotide messenger RNA. The record is from the annotation of a GenBank genome assembly. NCBI's taxonomy places the organism in Eukaryota, Fungi, Glomeromycota, Glomeromycetes, Glomerales, Glomeraceae.